AUGGCUAGCAAUUCCAAGAUGGACAACAAUUUGAGGAAGAUAAGCUCUCAGCGUCUCCCCCCUCCAAGUCUCUUCCAAGGACCCCCGUCCCAUAAUGCAUCCAAUCUUUCUCUUGCUCCAGUUCCAACUGCGGGAGUCACUCCUGGGGGCAGUCAGGCACCUCCCCUCCAGCGCAAUCGUACACCCCGGACCCCUGGAUCACUUGAUAAUCAAAAUACACUAUCACCGUUCCUGUCUCGUCCACCCUCGAAAGGCGAGGCUGAUGGCUCGGAAGCUAUCUGGCAAGAGAUGCAAACUGCCCUCUCCGAAGUCGAAUUGAGUGCGGUGAAUAGCGAACACAUUUUUGGUGAAAAGCAUUCAGAAGCACUGGAGGCUCUCCGUACAAAGCAGCUGAAGCUCGCACAGGCGUGGGUUCAAAGUGAAGCUGAUGAAGUGGUCGAUGCCAAAAGCGCAGACGAGAAAAGGGCCUCCCCGAAUGCUGGCGCCGCGGGUGAACAAACUGCAACUGAGAGUGUCUCGUAUAAUUCUCUAGACGAGGAAACUGAAAGGGAUAUCCUCCUGGCCCGGGAGCGGCGAGAAGCUAAUGACCGAUAUUUUGAUAGAGUUAACAAUGGUGUUUUGGAUGUGGUUGCCAAGCUUGAGGAAGUGGCUCAGGCCAUGCGCACUGUCAAGAGAGAAAGCAAGGAUAUCUGGAGCGACAGCGAUAGCCUUAAUACUAAUACGGCGCCGUCCACGACCAACACUAGUUGA
Messenger RNA from Aspergillus wentii DTO 134E9, 750 nucleotides. RefSeq names its product DUF5315 domain-containing protein. Bases 1 to 750 code for a protein of 249 amino acids. Lineage: Eukaryota; Fungi; Ascomycota; Eurotiomycetes; Eurotiales; Aspergillaceae. The record is from RefSeq and is a predicted model, not a curated record. The transcript has a single exon.